Messenger RNA from Pyrenophora tritici-repentis Pt-1C-BFP, 4152 nucleotides. RefSeq names its product RNA-binding protein Puf family, translational repressor. Gene Ontology annotation, cellular component: nuclear pore. Lineage: Eukaryota; Fungi; Ascomycota; Dothideomycetes; Pleosporales; Pleosporaceae. The record is from RefSeq and is a predicted model, not a curated record.
AUGUCGUCUAACAAGCGGGGCAACAUUUUCGGCCAGGGCAGGCCUGAGCGCCCGUAUGAUGAACGCGACGAGCCUGCUGAUGUUCCUCAAAAGGCGACGGCUGCACAGUUGGCUGCACGCAAAAUCAAGACCGCCAAAGCUCGACGACCAGCCGGCGCCUCCCCCAACUUAGCACAGAGCGCGAACUUUGGCGCAGCACCGUCGAACAACUUCAACUUCGGCGCCUCUGCGCCCGCCCCCGCGAGCAAUGGCGCGAAUAGCUUCGGCGGUUUUGGAGCAGGCGGCGCUUUCGGUGGUAGCACCACCAGCAGUUUCCCGCCCGCCCAACCCGCGGCCCCAAGCAACACCUUUAGCAACUCUUCCUUCCCUGCCUUCGGCGCGAGUAACGAGAGCUCGGCUUUCCAACCGCCGUCAUCCUCGGGCUUCAACUUCACUGCGGGAGGCGCCAACCCCAUAUCCAACCCUUUCACAAAUGCAAACUCUGCCCCCGCGACCAAUGGCAGCACACCAGCGCCGGCGUUUGGCGGGUCCUCCAUAUUCAACAGCGCCCCAUCGCAAAGCAAUCCAUUUGGCGGGCUAAGCCAGCCCAACACUACAAGUUCGGCGUCCUCAGGUGGCAUGUUCGGUACUUCCAGCACAGCACCGGGCGGAAUGUUUGGUGCCUCAAGUGCAGCGCCUUCAAGUAACAGCAUGUUUGGAGCUUCGAGUGCAGCACCUUCAGGUGGUGGCAUGUUCGGCACUUCUAGUGCUACAACUUCAGGUGGAAUGUUCGGAGCUUCCAGUGGUGCACCUUCAGGGGGCAUGUUUGGGGCUUCGAGCGCUGCUCCUUCAGGCAGCAUGUUCGGUACCACUAGUGGUACUUCCAACGCCACGAGCACGCCUGCCCCAGCAACGACGCCCUUCACCUUCGGGGCUGUCAGUACGUCUGCCCAAAACACCGAGAGCACUCCAGCAACGAGUGGCUUCUUCGGUAAGCCCGCACAGUCGCUAGCGCCAGCAGCAGCGAAUAGCAUAUUUUCCGGCUUCGGUGCAAGUACUCAACAGAGUGAAACCCCCAAGGCCCCCGCUGCACCACAGAACAUGUUUAGUGGCUUUGGUUCAAACGCUCAGAAGAGCGAGAGUAGCAUAGAGACUCCCAAACAAAACAAGUUAUUCGGGGAGAUUGGUACAGGCGCCCAAGGCACGCCAAAUGGAACGAGCACACCCGCGACGGGCCUGUUCAACUUCACCGCGUCCACACCAAAGGCAGACAAUGCGAUCUCAACUCCAUCCUCUAGCAAUCCGUUUGCGUCCCUCCCGGCCCCAGCAACCCCGUCAACACCCUUUAGCGGAUUUGGCGCGACGUCGAACACGCCUCAAGCACAGGAGAAGGAACCAGCCACUUCAACGAACCUAUUUGGCAGUCUCAAGACACCCAAGGCAUCUGACAGCACUGAGGCACCUAAGUCGAACCCAUUCGGGGGACUUGCUCAGCCAUCGUCGACACCAGCAGUCAGCAGUUCGAGCUUCGGUCUUUUUGGGACAACACAAGACAAGCAGGAUGCAGGUGCCGCAACAGCGAAGGCUCCAGAGGCACCAAAGUCAACCCUCUUCCAGCCCUUCAGUACACCACAACCUGCAAAGAAGGCCGAGACAGAGAAGUCGCAGGGUGGGAUGUUCAGUGCUGCUCAGCCCAAGACCAGCUCAGGCAUGUUCUCGCAGUCAUUCCAGCCGGAGACCAACAACUCGAGCGACUUGUUCCAGAAGCCCCAGUCAAGUUUUCCAUCCUUUACACCGACAAACACUUCAUCGACAGAAGCGCCAAAGGCUGCAGCGGCACCAACACCCGCGUCCAAGGAUUCCUCCAAUCCUUUCGCCUCUUUGUCAACGCCUUCCACGGACCGCCCCAAUCUCUUCGGUACACCAAAGGAGCCUGCUCAAGCCUCCCCAGCGCCAGCAAUGCCAAAUCUCACUGGCGAUGCUGCAAUGUCAAACGGGGAGUCGCAGGCAUCUGAAUUGCCGAAAGUUCCCAAGGUGCAUGUUCCCAAGGAAUGGGCUGUCCCAGGCGCGGUUCGUGUGCAGACCAGCGAUGCAUUGCUCAAGCAGAUUUCGGACUUGACUGCCCAACUUCAGGUCUUGAACGAGAAGUACCGGCAGCAAUUGAUCACCCUUCCUCCGACAGCAGAUUGGUCAAGUGUAUCACUCUGGCACUAUCAGCACGCUACGGAUAUCAAGAAGAAGAUUGACACCGCGAAGAAGCAACGCGCGGUGGCCAGGGGUGUCACUGGCUACGAGUCCAGCCUGUCCACCAAGCGUAAGGUUGAUGAUGAGAGCCCAGAGAUCCGAGACCCCUCUCCAUCCAAGCGAGCUCGUGAAGCACCUGCUAGUCCGACGCCGCAGAAGUCCAACCCUACAGCAACAGCCACGGCAAAUAUGUUUGCAAAGGCUAUUGGCAAUAAACCAUCUACACCCGCGGCACAGUCAUCCACAAGCCUGUUUGCUCCCAAGCCUACUGCCGAGCCUGCCAGUGCGACCAGUGGAGGGAAUGCGUUUGGUUUCACACCCUCAGCACCGACUACUAACGGUGACAAGACCCCAGCUACAUCGUCUGGUUUCAAGCCAAGCUUUGGAGGUGACUCUUCAAGCAAGUCAGAUUCUACUGGCUUCAAACCAAGCUUUGGUAGCGGGUCUACGAGCGCAUCAGGCAGCGGUGGCUUCAAGCCUAACUUUGGUGCUCCUCCAACAUCUGGUGGAGGCUUCAUGGCUCAAUUCCAAAAGACAGCGAAGACCUACGAGCAACUUGCUGCCGAGCGCAAGAAGAAGGCCAUGGAUGAGGACUAUGAUUCGGACGACGAAACUAAGGAAGAGUGGUCAGCUAGAUACGACAAGGCUGAGGCAGAGCGCCUCGCCGAGGAAAAGAAGAAGAUCGCUGCCGCCCCUACCUUUAAAGUUCCGGAUGCCACUGCUCCCAGUGCUGCCAAGCCAACUGCUCCUGCACCCGGUAGUACUUCUCCAAAGGCGAACCCAUUCUCUGGUCUUCUGAAACCGACGAGCGGCACUUCAACGCCAGGUCUUUCGACGCCUAAAGCUGCUAGUCCUGCACCAUCGACCGGUAGUCAGUCAAUUUUCAAGGCUCCCAGCUCCUCCCAAACUCCGACUCCUAACAUAUUCGGACACUUGUCUCCCGCCCCUUCAUCGAACCAUCAAGACGAGUCCGAUGAGGAUGACAAUGAGGAUGCGGGUUCUGCGGAGCCGACAACGCCACCGAAAGCCAAAUUCGGCGAGUCGGAGACGGAAUCUGAAGACACCCAGGAGCCCAAGCAAGACGAAGCCCCCAAGGGAAGCCUUUUUUCAAGGAUCACUCGGGACAACGACUCGGGAUCCGAAAAGGGUAGCACCGGUAGCACGUCUAUCUUCGGAAACACCAACGGAACUACGACCCCUACCAACAAGCCCUUCACGUUCUUCAAUUUCGACGCUGCGUCUAAGACGGCCCCUCCCAAGUCCGACACAUUUGUCGGGGAUCAAACGUUCAAAGCUGGCACUCCCAUCAAGUUCGGCCAAGCUCCUGCUACUGAGAAGAAGGGCGGCCUGCCGCAAUUCUCAUUCUCACCUUCUACGCCGUCACCUGCUGAGUUUUCAACGACACCAGCCAAAGCACCACCUUCGCUCUUCAUCUUUUCUAGUGCCAACUCCGUAAACUCGUCUGUAUUCUCCUCUCGCGCUGGUACGCCCUUGUCUGAAGCCGGCGAAACUAGUGCAGCGUCGGCAGCAGAAGAUGAGGAGGAAGGUGGCAAGCAAGAGCAAAUCGACUUGUCGCAACUCACCGAAGAAGAGAUCAAGGCCUUUGACAUUGUCUUUCACACCGAGGUCGCACUAGCCAAGCACCAGGUUAACAACGCUUGGACCAACCUUGCAAAAGGACCAAUGUGGAUCCUCAAGGACAAGGAGACGGGCAAGUGCUGUGUGCGCGUACGCCUUGCCAGCGGUGCUACACCCCUGAACUAUCAGAUUCUACCCUCCCUGCCGGCUACUGUUACUGGUGGCAGCAAGAAGAUGGUCAUGGCCACCAGGCCUGCAAAGGAAGGCGGCUUGCAAUCACUCUUGUUUGCAGUCAAGACUCCUGAGAUUGCAGCGGAGCUGGCGGCCAAGUACACGGAGUCACUACCUUGA